This is a messenger RNA of Pecten maximus, 504 nucleotides long. RefSeq names its product sex-determining region Y protein-like. Lineage: Eukaryota; Metazoa; Mollusca; Bivalvia; Pectinida; Pectinidae. The transcript has 2 exons. The coding region runs from base 1 to 504 and encodes 167 amino acids. The record is from RefSeq and is a predicted model, not a curated record.
AUGGGGAAUACACAAUCCGUGGAAAGGUUACCACCAAGGAAGGCUGAAAACUUCGCAUCUUCCCAUACAUUCAGUCUUCGGUCACACAGUGGUGACCACCAACAGCCAAACAGUGGUGACCACCAACAGUCACACAGUGGUGACCACCAACAGCCACACAGUGGUGACCACCAACAGUCACACAGUGGUGACCACCACCAGCCAAACAGUAGUGACCAACAACAGCCAAACAGUGGUGACCACCAACAGUCACACAGUGGUGACCACCAACAGCCAAACAGUGAUGACCACCAACAGCCAAACAGUGAUGGCCACCAACAGCCACAUGGUGGUGACCACAAACAGUCACACAGUGGUGACCACCAACAGUCACACAGUGGUGACCACCAACAGCCAAACAGUGGUGACCACCAACAGCCAAACAGUGGUGACCACCAACAGCCAAACAGUGAUGACCACCAACAGUCACACAGUGAUGACCACCAACAGCCACAGUGGUGGUGA